AUGAGAUCGUUCAUCGAUCCAACUUCGACGACCUCCUCGACGUCCAGCAUGACAUGGCCGCCCUCAAGAACUACGACGACAAGUACUAGCGCGACCUCUUCGACUCCUGCGUUGGCAAGACCACCUGGCCCUACGGCUCCGACAUCUGGAGCAAGAAGGAGUGGGUCUUACUCAAGAUCGACAGCGACGAUAUCGUCUCCUCCUUCGAAGGUAACUCCAAUCUCUUCUAGGCUGAGCGUUAUGGUAAACAAUUUCUGCGCAUGA
Messenger RNA from Prunus armeniaca (apricot), 264 nucleotides. Lineage: Eukaryota; Viridiplantae; Streptophyta; Magnoliopsida; Rosales; Rosaceae. The record is from the annotation of a GenBank genome assembly.